Physella acuta is the source of this 1647-nucleotide messenger RNA. RefSeq names its product cell death abnormality protein 1-like. NCBI's taxonomy places the organism in Eukaryota, Metazoa, Mollusca, Gastropoda, Physidae. The record is from RefSeq and is a predicted model, not a curated record.
ACUCGCUACACCUGGGUUACCCAGGAGAUGGAAGGGUUCCGGGAAUUUGCUUUCAUCAUCUUCAAGAGAAACCUGGUCGAGUUGAUGCACAACAAGAAGUGGUUGCCAAUUCGCAUCGAAAACAACACCAACUUGACUGACGUGGCGGGGGACCCCGACUUCUCCUCUCUCCGCCUGACGUCAUCGCCCGGGUUCAAUGACCUCAUCAACGCAGCUGGAACUAAGUUCGGCAUGUACCUGUACGGGGAGAUUGGCCAGCAUGGCUACCUGACGUUUGGAGGCUACCUGCCAGCACACCUGACACAGAACUGUACCAGAUCACCUAGCAAGAGGCACGGGGACGGGAAGGACAACGAUUGUGACGGCUGGGUGGACGAGGAACAGGAGAAUCGCAUGGAUGACGACAACGAUGAUAGGGUAGACGAGGAUCUGGGUUUACUAGCCACAGUGGACGGUCAAUGGGGACCAUGGCAAGUGUGGACGUGCCCUAGGCCGUGUGGAAAGUACUGGUACAAGAUACGCAGACGAAUGUGUAACGACCCAACACCACAGAGUGGCGGUGAAUGGUGUCAUGGUGAGGAAUCCCAGACAAUAGACGAGGUGUGUGACACCACGAUCACCUGCCCUGAAGAUUGUCCCUACCAAACGUUUGACGUCAACUGCACCAAACGCUGCAACCACUGUGUGUCAGAUUGUUCUAGAAUCACAGGCGAGUGCCCGGUAUGCCAUCCCGGCUGGACGUCAUCUGAGUCUGGCUGCAAUAAAGAGUGUCCUGAAGGAACCUACGGCUUCGCCUGCUCCUACUCCUGCUAUGAGAAGUGUGACACGGAUUGUGGGGAUCGGGCGACGGGGAUGUGUAUACAUCACUCCAGUGCCCAGGACCUGGUGUUGUACAUGCUGAUGGUGAUCGCCCCAAUGGUCUGUAUCCUGCCCAUCCUAGCCAUCUGCAGACGCCGGAAGGUGAGCGAGGAACCGGAGGUUGAGCUGGUCGUCGACGUCUCGUACUUCCGCCUCCCGGAAAUGUUCACAUUCUACGACGCAGCCUCCAGCGUUAGCGGCGAAACUUCGAGCAGGAAAAGCUCAGACGGGUGCAAACCGAAACUUAAACCGACAGACUCGCCUAAACCAAAACCUAAAUCAAUCCUCAAACCGGUUACUUCAACAGAGCUCACCAGGCCCGGUUCACCCCGAGUUCAGUCGCCCGUUUCCACUGGGGUUUAUUUUGCCGGCUCCAGUGAUGCGUUCACUGGAAAGUGGCAAGGUAGCUCCACCGCUAUUUGAUGGCCACGCUAACCCAAGGUAGCUCCACCGCUAUUUGAGGUCAGGUUGGCGGCCUUGGCUGGUCAAAUAUUGGCCACGCUUGGGGAUAUGAACGUAGGACCCACUGAAUGACUAACUUAAUCACUAACUGUAUGACCAACUGAAGGACCAACUAAAUACCAGUUAAAUGACCCACUAAAUGACUGACUGAAUGGCCAAUUUAAUGACAGACUGAAUGACCAACUAAAUGACUGACUAAAUAAUCAACUAAAUGACCAACUAAAUGACCAACUGAAUGACCAACUAAAUGACCAACUUAAUGACCAACUGAAUGACCAACUGAAUGACCAACUGCAUGACGAGUUAAAUGACAAACUGAAUGACCAU